Paramacrobiotus metropolitanus is the source of this 1125-nucleotide messenger RNA. RefSeq names its product dihydropteridine reductase-like. Lineage: Eukaryota; Metazoa; Tardigrada; Eutardigrada; Parachela; Macrobiotidae. Gene Ontology annotation, biological process: tetrahydrobiopterin biosynthetic process; L-phenylalanine catabolic process. Gene Ontology annotation, molecular function: NADH binding; 6,7-dihydropteridine reductase activity; NADPH binding. Bases 223 to 939 code for a protein of 238 amino acids. Gene Ontology annotation, cellular component: cytoplasm. The record is from RefSeq and is a predicted model, not a curated record. The transcript has 5 exons.
CUUCACAAUCGCAAUCGCGGGUAUGCGUGUUAUCGCAAGCGUAGUCAGCUGUCAGCUACGGUAGCAUGCGCACUAUUCUACGGUAGCAGAUUGAAUUUAACGCGAGACUUUCCCAAGCUGGCUUGCACUUGCAGUUGUCGCUGUGAUCACCGUUGGUUGUGUUGUUGUCUCCUGAUUUUGCUAAUCGGCAUUAUUUACGCGCCCCAUCAUCUGCGCAUCCCAAUGGCAACGCAAAGCGCCAAAAAGGUCAUCGUCUACGGCGGACGCGGCGCCCUCGGAAACGCUAUCGUGCAGCAUUUCAAAGCGCAGGGUUGGUGGGUUGGAUCGGUCGACCUUCAUGCCAACGACGAAGCCCACGGAAAUGUGGCCAUCACCAAGCAUGAUUCCCUUCUUGAACAGGAACAGGAAAUCCUGGCCGGGGUGAAGAACCUCGUGGGUGACGGGCAGGUCGACGCGAUCCUGUGCGUUGCCGGUGGAUGGGCUGGCGGCAACAUAGCUGAUAAAGAUUUCGUGAAGAAUACCGAUCUGGUACUGAAGCAGAGCGUUUGGUCGUCUGUCAUUGCGUGCCGGCUUUCCAGUGCGUAUUUGAAACCUGGAGGACUGCUGACUCUGACCGGCGCUAAUUCUGCUACCGAGCCAACACCCGGUGCUGUUGGCUACGGUUUAGCGAAAGCUGCCGUGCACCAGCUGGUGAAAACUCUGGGUGCUAAAGGCAGCGGGCUUCCAGAAAACUCCACGGCCGUGGCAAUACUUCCAGUUAUGCUCGACACUCCCAUGAACCGUAAAUGGAUGCCGACAGCUGACUUCUCAACGUGGACUUCUCUGGAUUAUGUGGCUGACUUACUGCGACAAUGGUCUGAAGGAAAAACUCGCCCGAACAAUGGUAGCCUUGUGGCGUUGAUUACCGAGAAAGGAGAGACAAAACUACAGUAUUCAUAAUCUUUGUAAUUCACUCUUUUUAUGAUAUUUUGGUACGAGUAUACGGUCCUUCUGUGUUUUGGCAUUCCUUCUGUGUACCCAGUACUGGCACAUGACAAAGCGAAAACUUUUAUCAGAAUUCCCUGUCUGCCCGUGUUUUCAAAACGUACGCUGCAACAAGAAUUCGACGCAAAAUAUCUAUCGGUA